Molecule: messenger RNA, 528 nt
Organism: Spodoptera exigua (beet armyworm)
Lineage: Eukaryota; Metazoa; Arthropoda; Insecta; Lepidoptera; Noctuidae
Source: the annotation of a GenBank genome assembly
AUGUUUUUACAAGUGGCCGCCCUUUGUCUGCUAGCUGUGAGUGCGCAUGCGCAUUCAGCAGCGGUGUCCCACCAAUCGCGUGUCGAUCAUGUGCAUGGACACGGUCACGACGUCCACCACGACCACAAGAUCCAUCACCCGAUCCACCACGUCCAUGAACACCACGGCCACCACGACGGACAUCACGGACACCACGAGGUUCACCACGGACACCACAAUGUACACCAUGAACACCACGACGACCACCACCACUGGGAUCACGAACACCACCACCCAGCCUACAAGUUCGAAUACUCCGUGAAGGACCACCACACGGGUGACCACAAGUCUGCCAACGAGCACCGCGACGGUGGCCACGUGAGCGGCUCAUACUCGCUCGUUGAACCCGACGGCAACGUGCGCACUGUUCAUUACACCGCUGAUGACCACCACGGUUUCAGAGCCGAUGUACACCACAAGACGGCUCACCACCACAUCAUCCCCCACCACCAUCAUGGCCAUCAUCAUGAUCAUCAUGGUCAUCAUUAA